Epinephelus fuscoguttatus (brown-marbled grouper) is the source of this 6500-nucleotide messenger RNA. It is a transcript of the gene vax1, whose product is annotated as ventral anterior homeobox 1. Gene Ontology annotation, molecular function: DNA binding; DNA-binding transcription factor activity, RNA polymerase II-specific. Lineage: Eukaryota; Metazoa; Chordata; Actinopteri; Perciformes; Serranidae. The record is from RefSeq and is a predicted model, not a curated record. The coding region runs from base 1083 to 2024 and encodes 313 amino acids. Gene Ontology annotation, biological process: neuron differentiation; central nervous system development; regulation of DNA-templated transcription. The transcript has 4 exons.
GGCGAGUGGUGGAAAGAGGUUAAGACUGUGAGAGUUGAAGACGGCUUCUGGGGUGCAAUUUGAAUACUGAAGGAUGCGGCAUUAGCGGCCAGGACCUCGCUGGGCUGCUCUUUAUUGCUCUCUGAAUGAACACAGGAAACUUCAUCACAAUCUCUGUUUAAGCAGAGCCUGAUGUUGUUGCAAUGCUCAAACCAGCUGGGUCGUCAUUGCCUUGAUCAGUUUGACUGAUGUGGAUUUGUUUGUUAUCCUUUCACCUGUCUCUCUCUCUCUCUCUCCCUCUCUCUGGCUCUCUCCCAGUGUCUCUUGCCUACAAUAGCAUAGUGGUGAGAUCCGCACAUUGCAGAAUUACGUUGAUUGGUGAGAGAGUCAAAGGGAAAAACGGGAUCAAAGUUCGCUGACAUGCUGUUGUAAUCAGGUACGCUGUGAAAAGUCGAGGGAAAAAAUGCAUGGCUGUGUUCUGCGAACGGAAGAAUGAAGCACCCGGGAACUUUUUUCAGGUCUGGAAGAGUCGCACCUCUGUGAUUGUCUGCGUUCAUGUGGGGUUCACCGAGGCUUGGUUGCGAGGCAAGACCAAUCAUUUGUCUUGAUUCUCUGGGCUGAGAGCAGGCAAACUGAGGUGGAUGGGAUGAGCAGACCCCUCUAUCAAGACCUGAUCUAUUUCCCCAAACAAUUUAGUGUAUUCAUGAGGUUACGCAAAUGUGGAGGCAGCAAAUUACCGUAAUCAAUUGAAACAGCGAGUGCGCAUCCAUGGCUCUGAUUAUUUGGAGAUUAUCUAUCAGCCUUAUGUCUAUGUAACGAGGAAAGGAGGGCAUUGAAUUACUGUUGAGUUUCACUGAGAAGUCCAUGAUCAUUGGGCAAGGGAGUUUGGUCAGUGAUAAUAGGGCUCCAUGGUUGGGCGACGGAAAUAUUUCAUCAAACAUUAGAUAGCUGACUCUACCCUGCUGAAAGGUGCUGUUUUGAAACUAAACCCCACACUGUCCAGACGAUCUGGUGCACCGUGUUCUCUGUAACCUCUUUUUUUUUCACCUGACAAAGGAAAAAAAGAGGCAGACGAGCCACAGGUCCAAGAGGAUAAACUGAGCAUGGAGGUCAGGUACAACCAAGAGACAGAAGGGAUGGGGCUGAAGAAUGGACUAAAGAAGGGGAAAGAUGAGAAGGACUCCCAGGGCAGCUUGUCCAAAAGCUUCCUCAAGGAGCAGCAGGACUCCUUUUCCCCCUCUGGGACCGUGGACAACUGUGAGAAGAACAGGGGGAGCACGGGGGACCCAGACUACUGUCGGAGAAUACUUGUCCGAGAUGCUAAAGGCUCUAUCCGAGAGAUUAUCCUGCCGAAGGGUUUGGAUUUGGACCGGCCAAAGAGAACUCGCACCUCCUUCACUGCAGAGCAGCUGUACCGGUUAGAGAUGGAGUUUCAGAGGUGCCAGUAUGUGGUUGGGAGGGAACGGACAGAACUGGCCCGUCAGCUUAAUCUGUCUGAAACUCAGGUGAAAGUCUGGUUCCAGAAUCGGCGUACUAAGCAGAAGAAGGACCAGGGGAAGGACUCUGAGCUGCGUUCAGUGGUUUCAGAAACAGCAGCAACCUGCAGUGUCCUCAGACUACUAGAGCAGGGUCGGCUGCUGACACCUCCAGGCCUACCAGGCCUCCUACCCCACUGUGGCAGCAGCACACUGGGCUCCGCUCUGCGCCCUCCCUCAAUGGCCAUGGCCAGCAAUGGCAGCAGUAGCAGCAGCGGUGGCGGCAGCACUAGCACAGCGGGGGGCAGCCCUCCUCUCCCUGCCGUCAGCAGCUCAGGGACGGUGGCAAGUCUGCAGAGUUCACCCGCGGCUCAUGGCCUUUUCAGCUUCCCGAUGCCCUCCUUACUCAGCGGAGUCACCACCCGCAUUUCCUCCAACCCCCUGUCAAUGGCCGGCUCGCUGGCUGGCAACCUGCAGGAACUUUCUGCCCGCUACCUGAGCUCCUCUGCUUUUGAGCCUUACUCGCGGACCAAUGGCAAAGAAUCCAUGGACAAGAAAAUUCUGGAAUGAUGCUUUGUUUUGACAUAGAUGGAUUCCUGUUUCCUCUGGACACAUUUUGGUUGUUUUCUUGGCUUUUACUCUCUUUGGUUUUGCUCAUUCUCUUUCAUUUGUCUGUGUCAUGUUCUGUAGCAGUUCAUGUAUUCCAGUUGCACAUCUGAUGCCUUGUACAAGGAAGAAAACAAAGACCUACACUAGCUCAUCUAACAAAGACAGGGUGGUGGUGGAAAGAUUUUUGCACAAAAUAUUCAUACAGGACUUUGUUCCAGAGAUUUAGAGACACUCUGACACUCUGAGGAGAUUACUAAGGGAUCCUUCAGGUUUCUGUUAAAUAAAUGUAUAGUCCAAUCUAAUCCAAAACAACAACAGACACAGGUGCCCAGAGAAUAUGGCUGCUUCAUACCACAACAGCGCUAUCUCUGCAAGAUAAGUGGUACAUAGUGUACAGCAGUAAGUAAAGGACUGGUGACAGAAAGUGUAAAGUGAUGGUAUCUUUCUGAAUUGUGUUUUAUUAUUUGAUUGUGUUGGCUAGAUGCAAGUCACUGAAGUGAGUAGAUGUAGAGAAAGAAAGCGAGUUGUCAAACACCUGAGCAGCAGUUUGUGAGACCCAAUCAGCAAAUAAAUAACUAAAAAAAUAAAAAAAAAAUUAAAUCCAGCAUAAUGAAUGAACAAGCAAGGCCUAUUUCUCAACACAGAAUUGGGAAGAAAAAAAAGUGCCUGUUUGAAGGUCACUGCAAGGCCAGUGUCAACACGAAACCCACUGCAUCUGACGUAUGAACACAAUUUGCUUAUGCAGAUGCCUCACAAAAAGUCAGCUUACAAAAAGAUCUUUUGUAUAUGCGUUUGUAUUAAGUUUGGACCAAACCAAAGCAUAAUCCAGAGAAGGUGUUGUCAUAUAGUAUGAUGGUUCAAUUGUUCAGUGUUGUUUUGGUUUGGUGAGGGUUUUAACAUUUUACAACAAAACACUUUGUGGCGUUUUCAUGCAGUACCUGACUUUUUUUUGGUCUGUGAUUUUAAUACCACUGUGAGUUCUCAGAGUAUUGGUGUACAGUUUCUAUUCCAUGCGGGAAGUAAGCACAGGAAUGAGUUGCUGAAGAGAAUCUUUUCAGCAUUAGUAAGCUGCUUACUUUGUUGAACACUACAAGGUAACAGGUUUUUCAGUCAUUAAGACAAUACAAUAACCUUUACUUCCUAUGUGAAAUUUUAAAAAUCCACAGCCUUCAUCAAAGACUGAUGCAUGUGGAGACUGAAUGGAAUUAUUGUAGUAUAAAAGUACUGGAAAUGAGAAAUGUACCUUAUUUUAUUGUAAAUUAUUCACUUCUUUAUCUAAUAGAUUAUUAGUAUAUCUGGAAGAUAAUGAAUGAAUGAAUGUAUUAGUGGGGUUGAGGAAUCAAUCAAAAGCUCUUUGGUGCUGUUAUUGUGAAAUAUCUUGAAAUUUGUGAAACGUGUGGUACAAAUGUGCAUAUAUAUAUAUGGCUACAGACAAAGACAAAUGUGUUUUUCAUUUUUCUGACAUACAUAUUGCUGUGAAUCAAGUUAUGAUAAAUUUCAUGACGGUUAUACUUCAAACACCAUGGCUUGAUGUGUAUGCUCCUCAGAGUUUGUCUUUUUCACUAUUUUUGGUAAUGUGGCUUACAAUGUGAUAAGCACUAAUCUUUGACUAAAUCGCCAAACUUGAAGAGUGGGGUGAGAUGAGCCAAUUUUUACUUAUGUUGUCCACUUUGCAAAGAAAAAUAAGACAAAAGAACAAUGAAAACAUGUACCCUUUUUUCAAGAUGUCUCUAUCAGUUGAAAUUAUAAGAAUGCAUCUAUGUCAGUGGGCCCUGGAAAUAUGACUCACCCCAAAAAAAAGUGCUCCUGUCAGUGUGUUAACCGAGCCAUCUGACAUUUUAAGCAUAAUUCAUACAAAAUAUUUACCUAUUUUUAAAAUGAAAUUUAAUAACACAUUUUCCUUUUACAAAUAGUCUUAUUUCUUUCCUUAUAGCUGACUUAAACAACAUAAAUCCAGCCAAAUAAAUUUUAGUUUCUUUUAGCGUUUGUGAAACCAUUGUAAUUUCUGUUAAAUCAGGAUAGUCAUCCAAAUUAAAAGGACAGCCACUGUAGUUUUGAGGAGCAAAAAAUAAUAAUCAUAAUAAAAUUGUUAAUGAAAAAAUGGGGCAUCUAGUCAAGUAUGUGGCAGAAAAAAAUGAGGAGAGAUGGUGGUGUGCCAUGAUAUUCUUGAACAAAUGUCGACCUAAAAGAAUAUAAUUAAUUCCACUGAAUUUAACUACACGAGAUAAGUCAGCCUUUGCAGACCUACUAACUCAUAAUGUCCUGCACAUCCUACCUGAUAAAAUCUUCUUUAUCCAGUUGUUGGGAGCAGGAAUGUUGUUUCUUUACAUUUCUAUUCCAGUUAAUUCUUCUUUGAAGUAAGACAAAGAAAAAAGCCAGCCUUUUAGAUGUGGUCUGCCAGCUCCUUCUCUACAGCACCUCCUCUGUGUAGACCCUCUGCCAUUGCUCCACUGUACCUCACAGUUUUUACUUUAUUUACUUUUUUUUUUUUAAAAUAUAGCCUACCUCUGCAGGGGUGACCUGUCAAUGUUUUUGUCUUUUGCCGCUGAUAUGAUUUUCCACACUUGGCAUAAAUGGCUGCUCUCUCCAUCUCUACAAGGGGUGUUGAGCCUUAAUUUUUUUUUUUUUUUUACCAUGUUUAACACAUGAUAAACCACCAGCUAUGUAAUAUGAUACAGACAAACCAUUUUAUACUUCAGACUUUAUUUAACUUUAGUGCCUUAUGGUAGGGUAAACUGGCUCAGUUUACCCCACAGCAUUUGGCUCACUGGAAAAAAAAUGCCUUUCCAAAUUUGUCCUUCACCAAGGUGACAUCUUCAGAUGUCUUGCUUUUUUCUGACCCGCAGUCACAAAUUCAAAGAUAUUUAAUUCUUAAGAGAAAAGCAGUUUUAUAUUUGAAAUGAGAAGAUAUGAUAUAGUCACUUUGUGACUACUGGAGAAUAAAUAUGUGACACAGGUGAGGUAUAAUUAUCUUUCACUUUUUAAAAAUACUGUUUUGGUCCCCCUCAGUACUUGCAGUUUCAGUUUGAUUUCCCUUCUAAAAUCUCUUAGCCCAAAUGUUUAUAUCCUGAUGCAGGAGAGUGGAGUUGACCAAAAUGUAGAUACACUCAUCUGGCUUGCCUUCAUUUCUUCAAAGGAGUAUUACACUCUUGAGAAAAAAAAAAAGUUUUUCAGCAUAUUUUUUUUUCAUUAAUGUGUUUUAAUCAGUUGACAACUUACUUUAAAAAGCUGGACAAAACCAAAAACAAUUUUGACAUUUUUGAGUAAGAUGGAAUUAAAAUAAAUAAGUUAGAAUAUCUUUCAUAAAAUACUUUGACCACUAAAUGUCAACACAACUUUUGGAUAAAUAUUUAGUUGGUCUGACUUCAUUAAGUUUUUUGAGGUCAAAGCAAGUCAUGUUGGCUGUACUAAAAUAAUUUUAGAGUGCAGCUGCUGUGAACACAAAAUCAUGGAAUGGACUGAGCUGAGAGAAUGUAACGGUCCAUAUUAAACUGGCUUAAAAGGUGUGUGAGCCCAGUGUGCCGAGGUGAGCAACGGGACAGCUUUACUGGCUCCACCAUUAAGAACACAACACAGUUCUCAUCAGCAGUUGUGGAUAUAAACCAGAGUACCCGUGUAGUGGUGUACCACGGUAAAUUAUGGUGUGUAUCUGCUGUUGCCUGUGAUGGAAGUACUGGGGUUAAGCGUCAUCUUAAGACACUUAACCUUCAAUUCAUACUACUGUACUUAAAUUCCACAACAUUUCAGAGGCUAAUAUUUACGAUAAGAUAAGAGAAAGUUAAUUGUCACAAAGGAAAUUUGUCUUGGGCAAAAGGAAUGCUAGACAGAGCUGCAUGAUAUUCAAUACAUAACUAUACAUUAAACAUAAACAAUGUACAGUGGACAGCAUGGUAUCACAUGACUUGGACACAAAAAUAAAAAGCCAAUGUGAUCGUGAGACCAUAAGUAGCACAAACUUAAGCAACUAAGCCUACAUCUUAAUCAUCAUCUACAUCAUCAGUUUAAUAAUUCCACUCUGUGGGAUUAACUAACUUCUUAUUCAGUAAUGCAAUAAAUGUUGGUAGGAAGGAAAACUUAAAACAGUUGCUUUUGCAUCUGAUGGUUCUGUAACGUCUGCCCAAAGGUAAAAGUCCAUAUUCAUUAUAAAGGAUGUGUGUCGGAUUGUUUACAAUCCUGUGUGCAUGUCUUUCAUGCCAAUCACUUUAAUUGCUGCUUUUACCAAAUUAGCUGGACUGUCAGUGUACCAUACCAUGAUGCCAUGCCAUAUCUAAUAAUACUAUAUAGCACUGCACUGUGAAAUAUUUACAUGAUCUCUAUACACCAUACAGCAUCUGAAGAAAGUGAAUUCUUUGAGCCAACGUAACACACAGAAAAUCCACAUGGACGCUCCACUUAGGUUGUUAUCCAUAGGGAUGCCUGGAUUCUUGUUGGUGCAGA